AAACUCCAGAAGAGCUGCAGGAAGAUCUGAACGCUGAAGGUUCACAUGAGACGUAGCUCCUCAGUUUGCGCACUUUCUAGGUCCUCCACGUGAGCUGCACUGAAAAACAAAUGGGGCACCUGGAAAACUCCACAGCGUCAUCCAAACGGGUCCUGCACGCACGCUCGCCGGCGGACAAAAGCGACGGGAACGCGUACCCGUACAUCCUGAUAGUCAUGUCUUUCUACGGAAUCUUCCUCUGUGGUAUAAUGCUGGGCUACGUGCGCUCCAAAAGGCGAGAGAAGAGGAGGACCAACGUCUUCACGCGCCUCCUGCACGAGGAGGAGCAGCGCGAGUGGGGCGCGCUGCCCAAGAAGCACAGCCUCACCUUUCCCGCCGCCGUCUCGGAGCUGCGCGCGGUGCAGCUGUCCCUGCCCUUCUGCGGUAACCACGGCAACCAUUUCGGGCACCUCCCCUGCGGGGGCGCGCUGCCGUCUCCGCUGGCGUGCGCGCUGUGCGCGGAGCAGAGCAGCGUCAGCUCGCUGUGCUCGUCCGCUGACACGCGCGUCACCAUAGAGGAGGAAUCGGACAGCGGCGCGGCGGAGGAGGGAUCGGAGGAGACCGUGAAGGGACGGUUCGGGAACGGCGCGGAUGAUUCCGGCUGAAUGUGUUAUCCUCCACGGCCAAAAAGAGGAGAAACAUCACCCGCAGAGGAAACCGGUGGCGCAAACAGAGGCGCAAACAGUCCAACCACCAGCAACGCGUAAAUCAUCAGCUUGCCUUAAAAAACAAAAAAAAAAGAAGCCCCAAAUCCUCCAUGAUAUGAUAUCCAUAAAGGGCUGGGACAAGUCAAACAACCUCUGUGAGAUGUAUUAGACCGUAGAGAGCACAUGCUGACAGUUUAGUGUGUGUGUGUGUGGGGGG
Anarrhichthys ocellatus (wolf-eel) is the source of this 903-nucleotide messenger RNA. RefSeq names its product potassium voltage-gated channel, Isk-related family, member 4 (gene kcne4). Bases 111 to 644 code for a protein of 177 amino acids. The record is from RefSeq and is a predicted model, not a curated record. Gene Ontology annotation, cellular component: membrane; voltage-gated potassium channel complex. Gene Ontology annotation, molecular function: transmembrane transporter binding; voltage-gated potassium channel activity involved in ventricular cardiac muscle cell action potential repolarization; potassium channel regulator activity. The transcript is spliced from 2 exons. Gene Ontology annotation, biological process: ventricular cardiac muscle cell action potential; regulation of ventricular cardiac muscle cell membrane repolarization; regulation of heart rate by cardiac conduction. NCBI's taxonomy places the organism in Eukaryota, Metazoa, Chordata, Actinopteri, Perciformes, Anarhichadidae.